Messenger RNA from Spirometra erinaceieuropaei, 987 nucleotides. The record is from the annotation of a GenBank genome assembly. Lineage: Eukaryota; Metazoa; Platyhelminthes; Cestoda; Diphyllobothriidea; Diphyllobothriidae.
AUGGCAUCGGACUGUCAUCAGGCCUUCGAGGACCGACGCCUCACCCCAAAGGAUACCACCGCCACCGCUGCCGCGGAUGCCUCCUGCUACCCUGCGUCACAGACUCCCAAGGGGGAGGAGAUGCCUCUGCACGUAGGACAAACCCCUGCAACCUCAAACUACGAUUCACAGGAGUUUGGACACCCUGGCCUGGAGGACCAUUUCACCCAGUCUCCACGAAUGCUACCCCCUACCCAAAACCUGCCCAAUUACCUUACCUCGCCUACGGCGUCGGCGGCGGCUACUGGGAUACAUCUAAGUCAGCAGCACCAUCAGCAGUCGAGCUCCAUCAGUGAUCACUACUACGCCUAUCCCGCUGGACAGAACGCGACUUCCGGUGAUAGCAGUGGGGGACUCAACUACGUGGGAGUCGGAGAAACGAAUGUGAAUCGCUCCUCCGGCAAGUCCGAGAUUGGCGUCGGGGUCCCACCGGCGGCCCUAUUUCAAGUCUACGCCAACGUGUCAGCCGGGGAAACUACCGGACGGUUGCACAUCCCCUCCUCCUCUUCCUAUCAGGGCGGAGAUGAGUACGCGGCGGCGGCGCUCCCGCCAACUACAGGACCACCGCCGCCACCACCCCUAGCACUACCUCUGGAUGAUCUGCCGCAGAAGUUAGGAGCUCAGGGCGCGUGUUUCGAUCCAGAGGGCUAUCGACAAAUGCUGGGGACAAUGAUGCAUCUCGUACCCAGUUCGGCGCAACUUCGUCAAGCCGGCUCGAAAGAUGGCGAUUUCAGGAGCUACGGACAGCCGCGAGGGCUUUCCCUCCCCUCCUCCAGCAGUGGCUCAAGGUCGCGGACCAAGGUCAACGAUGUGACCAGCAUGAAGGAGAAGACGCCUUGUGACAUUUGUGGCGAUGUUUCUGCUGGCUUCCAUUGCAACGCCUACGUCUGCGAGGCCUGCAAGGUGAGUGUCGUAGUAAUCUUUAUCACUCUCCCUGAUGCCUCUUAA